Molecule: messenger RNA, 1819 nt
Organism: Erpetoichthys calabaricus (reedfish)
Lineage: Eukaryota; Metazoa; Chordata; Cladistia; Polypteriformes; Polypteridae
Gene: stoml1
Product: stomatin (EPB72)-like 1
Exons: 7
Coding region: 236-1462 (408 amino acids)
Cellular component (GO): plasma membrane
Source: RefSeq, a predicted model, not a curated record
GUUUUACGUCGUUUUUGAUGUAAAUAAGGAAGCGGGUAGAUAAAUUGCGAACGGUUCGAGUUAUUGAAACCGUCAUACAAAAUAAGCGAUCUCGUGGCAGUUUCUUUGUUUGGCGACUGGUCUUUCGUGAAAUGACAAAAUGGAGCUUGUUACUAGAGAUAUGCUCUCAGUGGAAUAAAAAAGGUCGCGAGUAAACGAAUGAGGACGGUGCCCUUGAAACGUUUGUCGGAGAAGAAUGUUCGGACGCUCUGCUGCAUAUCGGGCUCUGCCUCAGAGUGAUUACGGUGCCCACCUAACCCUUGAGAAUUUUUCAUAUCAUAAUUCAUCGGGCAGCUCUUUCGAUUACAUCCCUGAAGUAACGGAGAAAAGCUUCACAGAUAAAACCCAAGGAUGCCUGUCAUGGAUCUGCCACCAAUGUGUUAUUUGCAUUGUGUUCAUUUUUACUGUGCUGACCUUCCCAGUGUCAGGAUGGUUUCUUCUUAAAAUCGUUCCAAAUUAUGAGAGAAUUGUAGUUUUUCGACUUGGGAGGAUCCAGCCUCCAAAAGGCCCAGGAGUUGUUUUGGUCCUGCCAUUCAUUGACCUUUGGCAAAAAGUAGACCUACGGACAAGAGCCUUCAAUAUUCCACCUUGCAAAGUAACGAGUAAAGAUGGUGGAGUGAUCUCUAUGGGUGCAGAUAUUCAGUUCCGUAUAUGGAAUCCAGUUUUAUCAGUGGUGUCUGUCCAGGAUUUGAAUGCGUCAACACGACUUACAGCUCAGAAUGCCAUGACCCAUUGCCUUACCAAGAAAACGCUAAGAGAGAUACAAGUUGAAAAAAUACGACUUGGGGAACACCUGCUGGUUGAGAUUAACAGCAAGACUCGGUGCUGGGGUUUGGAGGUGGACCGUGUUGAAUUGAUGGUGGAAUCUGUGCUAAGGACCCCUGACGACUCCUUCUCGACACCUAUGAUAGUGCCUCCUAUCCCUGGCUUAGAGAGUCUUGCUGGGCCAAUCCAGCAACUGGCCAUGCAUUUUCUGGGUGGAAGUGGUGGCAACAGUAUUGCCCCUCAAAGCAGUCAAAGCAAAGAGGACAGCCUCUUCAUAAUCAACGAGAAGGAUCCCAUAGUUCCUGCCCCAGCCAAGUGCCUCAGUGCUGAUGCUCUUCUGUCCACUGUGGAAUGCAUCCUCUCCGAAAACUUGGUCACUCAGGUGGGAGCCUGUUUUCAGUUCAACAUCACACUCCAGGAUGGAACCAAAAGGAUCUAUUUUGUUGACCUAACCACAGGUGCUGGCAAGGCAGGGCUUGGCACACCAGAUCACAAUCCAGAUGUCAUUUUGCACAUGAAGGAACAAGACCUUCUGUCUUUGUUUGAAGGCCACCUACGACCAUUUGGGGCUUACACAAGCGGGAAGUUAAAAGUUGAAGGUGAUCUGAAAAUAGCUUUAAAGCUGGAGGACCUAAUCAAGCUGAUGAAGCUACAGUGACCUUCAUAAACAAGUGCAACAUAUCUGAAACAAGUGAAUGACACUUGUGUAAAACACUCCUAAAAGCUGGGAGUUGGGCCAUGUUCUGCAGUUAAAGGCUUGAUCCAAAAGCUGAGUUGAUGUGUACGGUGCAGAAGGAAGGCUGGUGAACAAUGGACGUCCAGGCAAUGAAUUUGUGGAAACCUUGAAAAAUACAUGAAAGUCACUUGUGUGUGUGUGUGUGUGACUUUUUUUGACUUGGAUAAAGGGUUGUUUCUGAUCAUCAGAUUUAUAACUUUUUCACGAAAUAUUAAUUUAAUUAACUUUAAGUCUCUGCAACAAAAGAUGAAAUAAAUUUUUAUUUGUUGCAUAUCAAUU